AUGCAAAUUAUCGUUUCGAUUUCCGAGCUUCUCGUCGUUGUUUUUGUCGUCAUUCCGCAUGUUAACGGAAGUCUUGGAGAUUUAACUUCGAUCGUAAACGGAGACCCUUUGAAACCAAUCAAAGACGAACUCGAUGGACUGGUUUUCAUCGACCAGAGACUUUCUGUUGUCUAUCCGUUGAUCCAAAACUUCAAGAACAUCAUAUCAUCUGACCCCCUCAACAUUACUGGAUCUUGGGUCGGGUCGGAUAUAUGCAAUUAUACAGGGUUUUAUUGUGACAACCCACCCGACAAUAAAACCGCCAUCACCGUUGCUUCCAUCGACUUCAACGGAUUCCAACUCGCAGCCCCGAGUCUCAAUGGCUUCCUCGACCAGUUACCCGAUCUCGCCCUCUUCCAUGCCAAUUCCAACUUCUUCUCCGGUACUAUCUCCCCGAAAAUAGCUAAUCUUCCCUACCUUUACGAAUUCGACAUCAGCAACAACUUAUUUUCAGGGCCGUUUCCAAAUUCGAUACUCGGGAUGAACAGCUUGUCGUUUCUUGAUAUCCGAUUUAAUAGUUUUACGGGUUCCAUCCCACCUCAACUCUUCACAAAAGAUUUAGACAUCUUGUUCGUAAACAACAACAAUUUCAUCCAAAGACUUGCGGACGUCCUCGGAAACUCACACAUUCUUUACCUCACCUUGGCCAACAACAAAUUCUACGGACCAAUUCCUCAUUCCAUAGCUAAAUAUUUGUCGGGUUUAUCGGAGGUUUUGCUGUUAAACAACAUGCUGAGUGGCUGCCUCCCGUAUGAGCUCGGUUUCUUGAAAGAAACGGUGGUUUUCGACGCCGGAAACAACCUUUUAACAGGUCCGAUACCGUUUUCAUUAGGAUGUAUGAAGAAAGCAGAAGUGAUCAACUUCGCCGGAAACUUGUUGCGUGGGGUGGUGCCGGAGGUGGUUUGUGCCAUUAAUGGUCUGACUAACCUGUCGUUAUCUGAUAACUAUUUUAUCCAAGUAGGUCCGAUUUGCCGAGGAUUGAUGAGAAAAGGGGUGGUGGACGUGAGGAAUAACUGCAUUCCGGGGCUGCCGGCGCAGAGACCGGUGGAGGAGUGUGUGGCGUUCUUUGCGAAGCCGAGGUAUUGUUCGUACUUGCAGACAUACCAUUAUCUGCCGUGUUGGUUGCCGGGUUUCAGUGAUUCUCCGAUGGGUCUGUCGGAACCGGCGCCUUCUCCGAUUUGACUCCGAUCAUGACUUGUUGCCAAUUACCUAAUGUAAUUAUAGUUGAUACUAUUUCAAAUUUCAACAAAUAGCGAUGAACACAUUUGGUGAAAUAUAAAAAGAUAGAGAGAAAUCCA
Molecule: messenger RNA, 1337 nt
Organism: Cynara cardunculus var. scolymus (artichoke)
Lineage: Eukaryota; Viridiplantae; Streptophyta; Magnoliopsida; Asterales; Asteraceae
Exons: 1
Coding region: 1-1221 (406 amino acids)
Molecular function (GO): protein binding
Source: RefSeq, a predicted model, not a curated record